Theileria parva strain Muguga is the source of this 408-nucleotide messenger RNA. RefSeq lists its product as uncharacterized. The coding region runs from base 1 to 408 and encodes 135 amino acids. NCBI's taxonomy places the organism in Eukaryota, Apicomplexa, Aconoidasida, Piroplasmida, Theileriidae. The transcript has 6 exons. The record is from RefSeq and is a predicted model, not a curated record.
AUGAAUGGCGAAAUAAGACAAAUUUUACUAAUUCUAUUCAUUUGUGCUCAGAUUGUAGUGUUAACAAAACAACAUACACCGAGUAAGAAUAUAAAAACUGGAAAUAAAAUUAUAAAAAAUACUGAAAAUACUCUUGAACCGGGGAGGUUUUCACAACUCCAAGGAUAUGGAACAGUCGAGGAUGUUGAGCCGCAGCCAAAAAUAAGAAUAUAUGUGUACAAUCCACCAAACUCGUUUAAUCCUACAAACGAAAUGUUCAGUGAAAGAACGUUGAGGGAAAUGGAGAAUGAAAGAUUCAAGGAACAAUCGAAUAAAGCGGAGAACGAAUUUGAAAGUAUUAAGGAAUCCCAGAAGAGACAGCUAGCGAGGAUAAUGGAUGCAGUCGAGAGAUAUUCUAACGAGAUUUAA